UGGAGGCAUACUGGGUGCUCUUUUCCAAAGUGCAACCAGCAACGAAUCUGGUGCGAUGCUGACGCCGUCCGAGGUCCGCGCCGAGUGCCGCCGCGGCAACUUGACGACCAACUCGGCCGGGUAUGCCCCGGGGUACGCGCAGGCGAACCUCGUCAUCCUGCCCAAGGAGCACGCGUACGACUUUCUCUUGUUCUGCCAGCGCAAUCCCAAGCCGUGCCCGCUCCUCGAGGUUAGCGAUGUGGGCUGCGCCGAGAUGAAGCGCACGGCGCCUGGCUCGGACAUCCGCACCGACCUGCCCAAGUACCGCAUUUACGAGCACGGUCAGCUCACGGCCGAAGUCACCGACAUUCGCGACUACUGGAAAGACGACUUUGUCACGUUCUUGCUCGGAUGCUCCUUCAGCUUCGAAGGCGCGCUGGAAAACGCGGGGCUUCGCGUGCGCCACUUGGAGAAGAAGUGCAACGUGCCCAUGUACCGCACCAACAUCCCUUGCGAUCCCGCUGGCGUCUUCUCUGGUAACCUCGUCGUGAGCAUGCGCCCAUACAAGCCCGCCGACGCCAUCAAAGCGGCGAUGAUCACUGGUCGAUACCCCAACGUCCACGGCAGCCCCGUGCACAUGGGGUCGCCCGCGGAUAUUGGCAUCGCGGACGUCAACAAGCCCGACUAUGGCGACGCAGUGACGAUCCGAGAUGGCGAAGUCCCAGUGUUUUGGGCCUGCGGCGUCACGCCCCAAGCGGUUCUGCUCGCGAGCCGACCGGCUUUUGCGAUCACGCAUGCGCCGGGGCACAUGUUUGUCACGGACGUGCCCAACGAAAGCCUCGCGUGCGCCUGAGCUGCGCGUUUUUGAAUUGGAGCGCUAAAAAACCGUUUUGAGAUUGAGUUUGGA
Saprolegnia diclina VS20 is the source of this 886-nucleotide messenger RNA. RefSeq lists its product as hypothetical. The record is from RefSeq and is a predicted model, not a curated record. The transcript is spliced from 8 exons. The coding region runs from base 56 to 832 and encodes 258 amino acids. NCBI's taxonomy places the organism in Eukaryota, Oomycota, Saprolegniomycetes, Saprolegniales, Saprolegniaceae.